Molecule: messenger RNA, 1033 nt
Organism: Drosophila serrata
Lineage: Eukaryota; Metazoa; Arthropoda; Insecta; Diptera; Drosophilidae
Gene: RpL7A
Product: ribosomal protein L7A
Biological process (GO): ribosome biogenesis
Cellular component (GO): ribonucleoprotein complex
Molecular function (GO): RNA binding
Source: RefSeq, a predicted model, not a curated record
UCCUUUACCUUUUUGACAGGCAGAGACAAAAGCUGGUCUUUCUCGCGACCCGCACAAAUCUGCUUUUUUCGGUAGCAUCUCUUGAUAAAACUGCGUGACAAUGGUUGUUAAGAAGCCCAGGCCAAAGAAGAAGCCAGUGACCAAGAAGGUGGCCCCCGCUCCCCUGGCGGUGAAGAAGCCAGUGGUCAAGAAGGUUGUCAACCAGCUCUUCGAGAAGCGUCCCAAGAACUUUGGCAUCGGCCAGAAUGUGCAGCCCAAGCGCGAUCUGUCCCGCUUCGUCCGCUGGCCCAAAUACAUCCGUGUCCAGCGCCAGAAGGCCGUGCUCCAGAAGCGUCUGAAGGUGCCACCACCAAUCCACCAGUUCAGCCAGACUCUGGACAAGACCACCGCCGUCAAGCUGUUCAAGCUGCUGGAGAAAUACCGCCCGGAGUCGCCGCUGGCCAAGAAGCAGCGCCUGAAGAAGGUGGCUGAGGCCAAGGCCAAGGGCAAGGAUGUUGAGCCCAAGAAGAAGCCCAGUUAUGUGUCGGCCGGCACCAAUACUGUGACGAAGCUCAUUGAGCAGAAGAAGGCCCAGCUGGUUGUCAUUGCCCACGAUGUCGAUCCCCUUGAGCUGGUUCUGUUCCUGCCCGCCCUGUGCCGCAAAAUGGGCGUGCCCUACUGCAUUGUGAAGGGCAAGGCCCGUCUGGGUCGCCUGGUCCGCCGCAAGACCUGCACCACCCUGGCCCUGACCACCGUCGACAACAACGACAAGGCCAACUUCGGCAAGGUUUUGGAGGCUGUCAAGACCAACUUCAACGAGCGUCACGAGGAGAUCCGUCGCCACUGGGGCGGUGGCAUCCUUGGCUCCAAGAGUCUGGCUCGCAUCGCCAAGCUGGAGCGCGCCAAGGCCCGCGAGCUGGCCCAGAAGCAGGGUUAAGCUUAGCCGGAGGCUCGAGGAAGGUGGAGAGACUUGAAGUACACAUUGGAUGGAAAUGAUUUGAGCGCCUGUCGUUCUCUGAUUUUGAAAACAACAAAUAAACAUUUAAGUGUACAA